Messenger RNA from Rotaria sp. Silwood2, 1365 nucleotides. The record is from the annotation of a GenBank genome assembly. NCBI's taxonomy places the organism in Eukaryota, Metazoa, Rotifera, Eurotatoria, Philodinida, Philodinidae.
AUGCCUCAUUGUCUUAUACUUGGUAUUAAUAUUCCAUCAUUAUGGCGUGCAUCAACAAGUGCCUUAAUAAAAAAAAUCAAUGAUCUAUGUUUUUCAUUACCAACACAACGAUUAAUAUCAAAUGAAAUAAAUUUAAAUGAUGAUGAAUCAACACCAGAUAUAAUUUAUAUAAAAAGUCUUUUAUCAUGUUAUAAUAAUCAACCAUAUUUAAUUGCAUUAAUAGAUUCCAUAUCAAUUUAUUUUGAUACAAUACAAAAUAAUGUUGAAUUAACAUGUCAAUUUUCAUCAGGUGAUAUACGUGAUUUAUUACGUUUUAUAAUAUUUAUAUCGGAAAUAAUUUAUUUAAAUAUAUUUCAAAAAAAAUCUUUUCUUACUUGGAAUUUAAUUGAAAGUUUUUUUCGUUGUUUAACAAAAACAAUACAUAAUCCAACAUCAAUUAUAUAUCAAUUAUUAAGUGCAACAGAUCAAAUAAUAUCAUGUUGUACAUUAUCAAAAACUAUUCUAUCUAUAUUUGAAUAUCUUUAUCAACGACAUGGUAUAAUUAUAUCAAAUAAACAAACAAAUCAAUUAUUACCAUCAUAUUUAAAUUUAAUUGAACCAGAUAAUCGACCAUUGACACAAUUAUUAUUAUUAUCAUUUAAUGAUCUUGAUCGUCUUUAUUAUUUAACAAAAAAAAUUAAAUCUAUACCAUAUUUUUAUCGACAUGAUUUACGUCGUAUAGCUAUAUUAUUAUUUCGUUUACCAAUAUUUAAUUCAUUUAUACGUAUACCAAGACAAUUUUGGGAACAACAUUAUCAAGAUAUAAAUAAAUUACAAUUUGGUAUAAAUGAUUAUUGUUUAUCAUCAUUUCCUGUUGAUUUAUUACAACGUUCAGAUAUAAUGGCUGAUUAUAUUGAACGUAUAUCGUUUGUUGGUUGGUUAUCAAGAACACAAUUUCAAGAGAUAUGGGUUUCAUUUUUAGCUUCAAUUAAUCCACCAAAUCAAAAUAAUGAUACCAAUGAACAAACAACAAAUAAUUUAAAAAAAGAAGAGAUUUUAGAAACUAAUGCAACACAAUGUGUAUGGAUACGUGGUGUAACAACAUUUUUAUUAAAUGCUCUUCGAUUGAAUUGUACAGGAAAUCCAGCUGAUAUGACAUUUGAACAUCGAUGUCGAAAUAAAUCUAUUCCAUUUUUAUUAACUGAUAUCGGUAGUCAAUAUAUGCAAACACGUUCAACAUUAGAAACAAGUUCAAGUCAUUUAUUUAUAAAUCUUGAACGAUUAGGUACACAUGAUUUAUUAUCCUAUGGACAACUUUCAUAUGAUACUAUAUUAACAUCAAUUCAAAGUAAUAAUACAUUACCAUUGCCAGUAAAUGUAAGUUAA